This is a messenger RNA of Patella vulgata (common limpet), 7126 nucleotides long. Its product is annotated as nephrin. The record is from RefSeq and is a predicted model, not a curated record. Gene Ontology annotation, biological process: cell-cell adhesion. Lineage: Eukaryota; Metazoa; Mollusca; Gastropoda; Patellidae. The transcript is spliced from 21 exons. Bases 665 to 4585 code for a protein of 1306 amino acids. Gene Ontology annotation, cellular component: cell-cell junction. Gene Ontology annotation, molecular function: cell adhesion molecule binding.
CUACUUUGGAAUCCAGGGAACCUGCAAUGGCGCUACGCAAUUUAGCUUAGAAUUUUGAAUGGAAAAAUAGAACGGCUAAAUAUAUUAAACGCGCACUACUAUUUUAGUAUUAUACUGAUACACGACGGGCGUCUAAAAUAUGAUAUUGAUUUCAAUAUUCAUAUGGUUCAAUAAUCCCAUUUCAUUGAAGAAUAUGACCCGAGAUUAAGCAGGUGAUGCCUUUGCUGUAGGGUAGAACUCCGUACCCUAGUGAUAAGGGUAAAUCCACUCGACCGAAGGACAUCAUCCAAAGAUUCUGAGUUGUCAAUUUAUUGCUAAGUUUGUUGUUAAAUAUCACCCUUUAGAAGCUUUAAAAUGUCUCCGAUGUUGUGCUAGUGGUGUUACUGAAGAUGCUGUUAGCAAGAAUCGUUUGUUUAUAACGUAAACUAGGGUUCGUCAGGUGAAUUCUGGCAGAGUGAAAGUUUCAUAGAAAGCCAGUCAAGUGUAUCGCCGAGUGAAGAAAGUGAACAUACAACGGUAGAUCUACAUGUACGCCCUCUUUGAUGAUUGUGUGAGUCUAUUCAUGAGGCCUUUCAAUCAUCAAGACUGGGGAGAUAUCACCAAGUUAAUUUGAAGAUUGUACUAGUAUGUAAAUCAAACUGAUUUUGAGGAUAUAAUAUUCAGUAUGAAGCAAUGGUUAGAAGUUUAUUUCACGAUUUUCAUUGGCACCAUAGCCAUUGCCAUCAACAUAGGAGUGGGAGUCAAUGGACAACAGCAGUUUAGUGUUUUUCCAAGCAAUAUAUCGGUUAUACAGGGUCAAACAGCAGAAUUAAAAUGUGCUGUAACAAACAGACGAGGAUCUAUACAAUGGACUAAAGAUGGUUUUGCUCUAGGCUAUGAUAGAGACAUUCCUGGCUUCCGAAGAUACUCAGUUAUAGGUAAUACAGAUAGAGAAUUUAAUUUGAUGAUUAUUAAUACAAUGGUUAGUGAUGAUGGAGAAUUUCAGUGUCAAGUUGGACCUGCAGCUAAUAAUCCACCUAUAUCUGCUGGAGCUUAUCUUACUAUUUUAGUACCUCCUGAAAUGCCAGAAAUAAUUGGUUACACUAAUGGUUCUGUUGUUGAAUUACCCAAUACACAAGAUUUAUUACGUCUCAUCUGUGUCGCUAGAAAUGGUCGUCCAGCAGCAAGUAUCAAAUGGUAUAGAAAUGGUGAACCAGUCCUUCAAAAUAUCAAUUACUUAACAGAAGACAGCGAUCAAGACAGUAAAUAUAGAACAGCUAAAAGUACAAUUACGAUUAGACCAAGACAGUUUUCAGAUGAGAAUAAUGCUUUCUAUACAUGUCAAGCUACUAACAGUGCUAUUGUAGGAGGACCAUUAAAAACAGUUGUUCAAAUAAGUAUAUUGAAACCACCAGGAAGUCCAGAAAUAACAGGUUAUACUAAUGGUCAAGUGGUAAAAACAAACGAUACUUUACAAUUACGCUGUACAUCUAGGGGAGGUAAUCCUCUAGGUCAAGUUGUGUGGUAUAGAAAUGAUCAACAGAUAGAUUUCUCCUAUGUUAGCGAUGGUAAUAAGGCUGUCAAUGAAUAUACAUUCACUGUCCAAUCAUCAGAUAAUAAUGCUGUAUAUAGAUGUGAUGUUUCGAAUGUUGUUACAUCCCGACCAAUCACAGCUGAAUUUAGAUUAACAGUACACUUUCCACCAAAAGAAGUUACCAUUACUGGUGAUAAAUUGGCUAAAGCUGGUGAAACAGUUACCUUGACUUGUGUAUCAUCCAAUAGUAAUCCUGCUGCUGUUAUCACAUGGUUUGCUAAAGGUCAAUCAUUACCAGUUGCUUCAUCUAAUGUUGAAGAUUCACCAGAAGGAGGUUUUAUAACUCGAUCAACAGUAACAGUGUCUCUAACCAAUCAAGAUCAUAAUGUUAUUUAUACAUGUCAAGCAACUAAUAAUGCUCUUGGUCAGACUGUAGCUACAACCAUCACAUUAAGUGUUUUAUAUCCACCAGACCCACCUAUUAUAACUGGUUAUAGUGCUGGUACACCAGUUAUAGCUGGUCAAGUACAGAGAAUGAGAUGUGUUUCGUCAGGUGGAAAUCCUGUAGCUACACUUAAAUGGUAUAAAGAAUCUAAUCUACUAGAAGCUGAGAAUAAAGUAACAGGGAAUAUAGUAUCAUCACAAUUAUCUAUUAUAACAAAGAAAAAUGAUAAUGGUGCUACAUAUAAAUGUACCGCUAGUAAUGAAGCUACAAGUUCACCUUUAGAUGUCAGUGUUACCAUAACUGUUUAUUUUCCACCAUCAACUGUAACUAUCGUAGCUCAGCCUAGUGUUAUACGUGCUGGAAAUACUAUGAACUUAACUUGUACCACAGCUUCUAGUAAUCCACAUGCUGAUAUUGUCUGGAUUAAAAGUGGCCGACGUAUAGCUGGCAGAAGUCAAGGUUUAAGAGAUGAUGAAUUUGGUGGAAAGUCUGCGGUUAAUGUACUGGAGUUGGUACCAACUUGGUUAGAUCAUGGAGCUCUGUAUGGAUGUCGUGCUACUAAUACAUUAAUUAGUCAAUCAGUCAAUGAUGGUAUUACAUUAAAUGUAUUAUUUAAACCAGUGUUUAGUUCUUCAUCAUUAGAACAAGUUGAUAUAAUAGAAGAUCAGAGUAAAAGUUUAAACUAUACUGUUAAUGCUAACCCUACAGAAGUUACCUAUACUUUAUAUAGAGAGGGUAUUAAACUUAAUAUAGCCAGUGUAUCUAGAUUUAAUCUAGCUCUUGGUGUACUUAAUAUUACUACCAUUAAAAAAGCUGAUAAAGGCAACUACAGUAUGGAAGCUAAAAACAGUGAAGGAACAACCACUUUAAAUUUUACUAUUAAUGUUAGAUAUCCUCCAACCAUUACUAGAAUAACAGAUACAGUAAUGGAAGAUGAAGGCGGCACAGCAUUCUUUGAAUGUAUAGCUGAUGCCAAUCCUUUAGUACCAAAUAUGGUAAGAUGGACAAGAGAGAACUUUGAUAUGUCUAAAACCAAGGUGACGUAUGAGAAUGGUAAAGGUUAUUUAACAGUGUAUAAUCUAGAUAAAGCUGAUACCGGGGAGUUUACAUGUACUGCUGAUAAUAGAAUUGGAAGUGAAGUAACAAAAACUGCUCAACUUACUGUUAAAUAUGCACCUGAAAUAGAUAAGUCACGUGAACUUUCUAAAGCAGCUAGUAAUAAAGGUUUAACAGGUCAAUUAGUAUGUAAAGCUGAGGGAGCACCUAAAGUCACAUUUCAAUGGAAAAAGAAUGGUGUUGUUUUGGACACAUCAAAUAAUAAAUAUUCUAUCACCACAACAAAAAUUGACAAUGUUCAUUAUAAGAAUAUAUUACAAAUUAAAGAUGUACGUAAGGUAGACUAUGGUCCAUAUCAGUGUAUAGCUAUCAAUGAAAAAGGAACUGAUAAUUUUGAAAUCAAAUUGGAUGGCACAAGUUCACCAGAUGCACCAUAUGAUAUAGAGUUUGUUAAUGCUACACAUAAUUCUAUAACAUUAAAAUGGAAGGCAGGAUUUGAUGGUGGAUUACCAACAUCAUUUCGUGUAAAAUAUAGACAAGUAGAUAGUCGAGGUUUUAUUUAUGUUGAUGUACAACCUCCAGCAGCUACAACAUUUACACUUACAGGACUUGAACUAGGUCAUCAAUAUCAGCUAACUGUAUCAGCUUUUAAUAGUCUUGGUGAAACAUACCAAUAUAGUAGUAUUACUGCUAAAACUUCUAGUGUAGCACCACCAGAAGAUAUAUCAACAUCAACAUUACAGAAUGCUGAAGAAGUACCUAUUAUUAUCAUAUUAGUUGUAUGUAUUGUUGGAGUAUUUCUACUAACAUUAAAUGUUGGUCUUAUUCUCUUCUUUGUUAGAAGACGAAGAAAGAGAUUAGAAGAUGGUAGUGAUACUACAAGUCAUACUAAUACAUUAGAGUUAUAUGGUAUGAAUAAAAUAGAUAAUGUAACCUAUCCACCAUCAGCUAGUGAUGAUGUUCGGAGUUGUGGUACAUGUGAUAAAAACAUAGAAGAUUUUUAUGAUGAUUAUCCUCCUAAUUAUGAUAUGGGUCCUGAUUAUAAGAAUGACUAUAUAUCAACAAACCUGGAUAAUCGAGGCUCUACAUAUAUGAGUCGAGCCCAGGAUUAUAUGAGAGUUAGUCCACGACCUCAUACAAUGGAGGAUGAAGAUGAUGAUGGUCAUCCUCAACAGUGGACAGAAGAUCCUUAUCAGGUAGCAUUACCACAUAAAGGUAGCAUGCAGGAUGCUUAUUACCGUCCAGGUACAGAUACAAGACCAAAGAGUGUAACAGAUAUGUUUGAUCGACCAGCCAGCCGUCCUAGUAGUAGAUGUGAGCGAACACCUCCCCCUCCUCCAGUACGUACUUCCAGUACCAGACUAGGAGAUAACUUACCCCCUCUUCCUGCCAGAAAUUAUGGUCCUCAGGAUCUACCUCCACGCUAUGCACCUCCACCAGGCACAGUUGAUGCAUUAUCACCAAACAUUGUCUCAAAUCCUCAUUAUAAUGGCCCACCAACUUUGUCAGAUGCCCAGCAAGCAGCACAACGAGUUCAUACUGAACCUCGUAUGAGGGGUCAUUUAGUGUAAAUAAAAACUCAACUAUGCAUAAUACAACAUUACAAACAUAUUUAUAUUGGUGCUAAUCCAUGUGAUACAAGCUGAUUCAUUCAAAAUUACAACAUUUUAAAUAUUAGUUUAAACAUAGUAGCUUGAAACUAUAGUAAAAGUUGUUAUUACAGAUAAUAAAAGGUUGUGAACGUGAUAGUGAACCCUGUAUCACACCUAUUUAAAUCAAACUUGUAUUUUUUACUUUAUAUUUAUUUUUGUGUUUCUUUGGUUGUAUUGUAUUGUGAAUAGGAAGAAAACAUUGAUUGAGGUUAACUUUAGUGAUACUGUAUGCUCAUAGGUACUUUUUUCAUGAACUUUUCUUGUCUUGUAAUUUUGAUUAGUUAGAAAGCAAAUUUGGUAGACUAAUGAAAAUAAUCGACAGGCUGAUGUAGCAGUGGUUGAUGAGCUGGUAAUGCUUGUGACAAUUGCUUCAGGAAUAUGCUUUCUGCUAGUGAGUAGAAUUUGUAUUUUAAAAUGCUCAAAAGUUUUGAAAUAUUGGGUAUUUUUUUUAGCAUCAGUGUAAUAUGAGAUGUUGUUGGGCACAUAUCACUAACAAACCCAUAACACCUAGCCUCACCCAAUUUAUAUUAUCUAGAACUAUUGUAGCCAUUAUAAAUUAUGGCAAGACAUGUAAAAAUACUCAUUAUUUGAUUGGAAAAUAAAUACACAAGCGAGUUGAUAUUUUUCAGUUAAUAAUUCUUAUAAUCAAAAUGUUUUUCUCAAUCAAAUAAAAAGUGUGCACUUGCAUUAUCAAAGAAAAAUGAGCUGGAUGUAAUUUGGAAUUAUUGCUCACACUGUUCAAAUGAAACAAAAACCAACAUGGUAACCACAUUACAUUUUAUACUCAUUCAUUCAGGAACUUUUGUCUUAUUUUUUUCUUAAUUUAAAUUUUCAUAGUACCACAUAUUUGCAAAUAAGUUUUAUACUUAAGGCAGGUGCAUAAAUACUGUUAUGUAGUAUUUAGUUGUUAAAAUAGAUUUUGAAACAGUAAUAAUAUCCAACGAAUGAAUUGUCAUAUCAGUUAUAUGUUUAACCCUUAUAUGGGAAUGGUGAUGUUUUUGUCACCCAUGUUUUACAGGGACAGGUAUCUUAAUAUAGUUUUAAACACACAGAGUGUGGAAUUAUUAUUCCAAAAAAUAUCAUACUUAACACACACAAAUUGAAAUGGUUAAAACAUACUAAACAAAAAUAUAGCUAAUUGUAUAUUCAUGUAAUAGAUAUAUUUUACCUGGUAGUUUGGAUGUGUGUUCAAUUCGAUAGUCGAUAGUUAUUUAGGUAAUAUAUCACUAUCUAAAGCUGAGUUAAAACUUUGUUAAAUUUGUUGGUUAUAGAUUACAGUAUUGAUAUUUUUCCCUCACUCUGUCUCAAGUGGUAAUAGUUUAGUUGAAGUUGAUUUAUAUUCAAUUCUCAGCUAAACUUAGAAGUUAGUGCUUAAAGGUAGUAUAUAACACAUAUCUCAAUAAAUCAUCUACUUUAAAUAUAUCAUUUAGUAUCAAUCAUUUGGUUGUAAUCAAUUAAAUUUACCAAUAAUUAAUUCCAGAUUCAGAACUUUAAUGUUAAGCUUUAUUAACACCAAUUACUUAUUGGAUUAUAACUCUGAUUUUGUGCUUGAAAUUCCAAGGGGAAAAUUUAUGAAUCCGCAAAUGUUUUCAACAUUUGCUUGGAAUCAAAUUUACCAAAAGGAUCAAUUCCAACUGGUCCUUUCCAAUCUUUUAGGAGAUGUGGGGUGGGAAGGGAUGGAUAUCAAAUAUUAACAUAAAAUUCAUGUCCAGGUGGCUAACAUCCCACUGGGACAUUUGAAAUUCCAUUCAAAUUUGUCCUUUAACUUUGGAGACAAAUAAGGCCCAUGCCAUAGAUUUUGAUUUCUGUUAGUAUGUAUUUCUGUCAGUCAAACUAUCUGAAUCUCCAAAGUGCUAAAUCAACAUUUCAAAAUAUUAAUUGUGAAUAUUAUAUCUGAUCAUCACUAAUUAUACAUAUGUAAUAUAUAUAUAUAUAAAUAUAUUGUAAUGAUUAUAUACUUUAAUGUGUGUUUUCAACAAGUGUAUGUAUAUAGAUUUUUUUUUCAAUAUAUAUAUUUAACAGAAAUGUUACAGUAUUAUUUUCAACAUAAAAAAAGAUUAUUGCAUUUUAUAGUUUUAUAUUUAGAAUAGAGAUAGUUUAUUAUAGAUUGAGAAAAUCAUGUCUCUGGUGAAAACAGUUCAUAUAUUAAUCCUUGACUUAUCCAAAUAUAUUUAUUAUGAACUGUGCCAAAACUGUUGUGUGCCAAAUAUGUUAUUUUAUCUCACAAAUCUAAAAGAUCAAAAAAAUUGCAACUUUUUAUUUCCAAUAUUCUAAUUUCAUGUCAUGUUAUUAAUGUUUCAUCUUUUUAUGAAAAGAAGCAAAAAUAUUCUAAUGAAUUGUAGAUUUUGAUUUAUUACAAUAAUAGCACUUUACAAUUAUAUUACAAUUUAUUUAUUUAUUUCCACCAAACAUUUAUUUAUCAUAUUCAUAAAGAGCAAUAAUAAAACAAUCAAUUUGGAA